CCUGUUAGCCAAUAAGCUUUGCCGAUAUCCCGCCCCGCAGACGCAUUCCAAGCAUGGCUCACUGGGGCCGAUCCGCCGAUCAGUCCAGCUGCGAACUCCGGGAACAGAGGGUAUCCUGUGGUGUUAUCCUUCAACAACUUCUUCGAGUCACAAAACGAUACCUCAUCGGGAAUUUGUCUAUUACCUUAUAAUCGUAAAAUAGGUUGUGAAAUCGGAUUUGAAUUUGGCAAUUGUGCGAUAUUCUUAGUAGUUUUGAAAAAAGGAACUGAUAGUGGAGCCGGUCAUCCGGACUUAUCAAAUUGUGAAGUGGAAGUGGUCCUUUUAAAGAACUGGUCAUUGAAAGGAACAAAUAUGACGCUUAAGUUAAGUUAAACCAACAGUAGACUUCUUUCUUUUUUUGCUUCUUCCAAAGGUCCAAAUUGCCUUUAGAAUGGAAUCCAUCAGGCGGCAAUCGUCAGUACAACAUUGUUAGGUCAAAGGAUAAGUCUUAUCGUAAGAUAGUGCUUAGUUUUUGUGAAAGGACAGGUUUUUCUCGUAAUACUAUUGAUGAACUGGUUGACAACAUAAAUGUAUUUUGAUGUGAAGCAAGAAGACAACGGCAGAAUGAUAAAUGCAUUUAUGGACUCGAGUCAUCAUCAUUUGGCCACCUAUGGAUUGAAGAUGAGCCCAAGUCAUCAUGCUGGUGGAGGCGCAACAAUCCCAUCGCCUCACCAUCAGAAUCCGGCGGCUGCAAUGACGGCUCCUGACGUGGGUCCCGCGGGCCAAAAUCAUCACUUUCAACCCAACUACUCGCAUAUGGGUCACCUAAAUCCCCAUGCUGGUUACGCCGCACGAGAUUUCCUUCUGCGCCGGGACCAUCACGAUUUUCCGACGGCUCAAACUGCUCCUGCGGAUCCGGUACUUUUUCACCAUCCCCAUGCGGACAUGACGCCCCAUCAGCAUCACCAUCUCGGGCCACACCAUCAAAUGUUAUAUUCGCGAACGGCGGAUCCUCAUCACGCAUAUGCACAACCAAACCAUCACCAUCAGUACCUUAAUCAUCACAUGGGAAUGCCGCAUCAUCCGUCGAAUGUACACGGCGCCUUCUUUAGAUACAUGCGACAGCCCAUCAAACAAGAGAUGCAAUGUCUCUGGGUGGAUCCUGAUCAACCGCCGCCGAGAAAGACAUGCGGUAAACAUUUCACGAGCAUGCAUGAGAUUGUCACGCAUCUGACGGUCGAACACGUGGGUGGACCAGAGUGCACGACACACGCGUGCUUUUGGCAAAAUUGUUCGAGGAAUGGAAGACCGUUCAAAGCAAAGUACAAGCUAGUUAACCACAUUAGGGUGCAUACAGGAGAAAAGCCUUUCCCGUGCCCUUUUCCCGGUUGUGGGAAGGUCUUUGCGAGGAGCGAGAACCUCAAAAUCCACAAAAGGACGCAUACUGGUGAGAAGCCGUUCAAGUGCGAAUACGAGGGUUGCGACCGACGUUUCGCCAACUCCUCAGACCGGAAGAAGCACUCGCACGUUCACACGUCCGACAAACCAUACAACUGUCGCGUGUCCGGCUGCGACAAGUCGUACACGCAUCCUUCGUCCCUCAGGAAACACAUGAAGGUGCAUGGCUGCUCGGGUCGAUCGCCGCCCCACUACGACAGCGACGGCGAGGAAUCCAACUCGUCAUCUGCGGGAAGCAUCUCCGUCGCGGCUAGUCCCCAAAUAUCCCAGGUGACCGUAAGCGGUUCGCUGAGUGACUGGUACGUAUGCCAGUCGACGCCCACGCCGCCCGAUCCCCUGGGCGGCCUGGGACACUUUGGACACGUGCACGGCGGCGCUGCAACCGCGUAUUGAUAUUGAAUGUUCUCGUUUUAUGUGUAACUUAAUUUAAUUGUGUAGUUUAAUGACGACGAAUGAAAAAUGCGAACAACGUUUACCACGUGCAAUUUGCGCUGUUGCAGUGCUAUUUUUAUUUUAUUGUUUUUCCAAUGUGACGCACACCAAAUCAAUUUCUUGAAAGACCAACGAUAAUAAAACGCACCCCAAAUAACAAAUUGUAUGCUUUCUUCGAAAGAAUAUAUUUUUUUUAUCAGAAAAAGUAAUAUUAUGAUAAAAAUGCUUUGUAUUAUUUAUAUUACAGUUUGCGCUAUUCAUUUACCUAACUAUAAUCUUCAUCAGUUUCUGAACACCAAAAAAGUUAGUGAAACGCUUAAUGCAGUUUUUAAUUGCGUUAUGGACUUUUAACUGAUGAUUGUCGGUAUACUGCAAAGUUACAUUUUAGAAGAACUAAUUUCAUUAGAUUUUUCAUAAUACGGCAUUAAAAAGAACAUGAUUUUUGGUUGAUGCACUUCUUUAAACAUUUCUUGAUAUUUUAAAAAACAAUUUUAAAAGAAAAGAAAAUAAUAAAGUAGUUAAAAAAAGAGAAUAGUACGAUGCACCCGUCGACUGUUCCGUGCGGGUCUGAAAAGGUAAAAGUUCACCAUCUAGAUCAUCCUCCUCGAGAGACGUGAAGGAUGACGAUGAAGGAUGUUAGAGACCGAGAGCGAGAAGAGCGCGUCCGUGCACACGUCACGGUCCUUGCACGAGCGUGCAUUAUUUAUGACAAAUAAGUUAUGGUUGUUGGUUUUAUUAUUAAAAACGGGUCGGUGUAGGUCUCUGCUCAUUAAUAAUUUCUCGCGGCCAGCAGAGAGCUCGAAAAAGAAACGCCAUUGUCAAUGCGCUCAAAAUAUUAAAAUACGAAACUGGUACUCGUUUUUCCUUGUCAGACAUCAUGCUCGUAUGUACAAAAUAUUAUAGAAGGUAAAAAAAACAGUCUGAGGGCAUCGUACUGCUCCUUUAUCGAUUAUUUCUAAAGAGAAAAGGCCAAUUUCCAUUUACAUCAAAUUAUUUAUCAAGACUCUUGUCACAAAUUGUCUCCACUUUUUAAUUCUCGUAAUAAUACAAAGCAUUUUGUUAUCUUAACAUUCUAUGUCAUGUAUGUUUGUUACCCAAACAUUUGUUGAAAAUUAUUCAGGUCCACUGUGAAUUUGUACAUCCCUCAAAAAGGACUCCUUAGUUCAAAACGAUUUCAUUAAUGUUUUGUAACUAAGCUUGUCAUUUACACGCUUUUAGUUGUUAUCUUAAGUAUAUUAUCAUCCGUAAUACGUUGUGUGAUAUUACAUUACUUCUCUAAUUAAAAGAGAAGAUUCUGUAAAUAAAGAUUUGACUUGUAUAGAGAUAUGUAUGUAUAAAAAAAUGUACUGACGUGUAUUAU
This is a messenger RNA of Agrilus planipennis (emerald ash borer), 3229 nucleotides long. Its product is annotated as zinc finger protein ZIC 4. Gene Ontology annotation, molecular function: RNA polymerase II cis-regulatory region sequence-specific DNA binding; DNA-binding transcription factor activity, RNA polymerase II-specific. Gene Ontology annotation, biological process: central nervous system development; regulation of transcription by RNA polymerase II. The coding region runs from base 568 to 1830 and encodes 420 amino acids. NCBI's taxonomy places the organism in Eukaryota, Metazoa, Arthropoda, Insecta, Coleoptera, Buprestidae. Gene Ontology annotation, cellular component: nucleus. The transcript has 2 exons. The record is from RefSeq and is a predicted model, not a curated record.